AUGAAUGGGACCUUAUUUAACCAAACACUGUUGGAAGAAGGUAUGUUUUCCAAUCGAUCCCAAGAUCUGGGGAUUUUGAUUGGCUGCUGCAAUGGGACAGGAACAGUGGUGGCCAGCGAUGGAGGGGCAUCCAUCCUGCUCCCAGAUGAAAGGAACCUCUUCAUCACCCAAGUGGUCCAGAUUGCUGUUCUUUGUGUCCUCUCAUUGACUGUCAUCUUUGGGGUGUUCUUUUUAGGCUGCAACCUGCUCAUCAAAUCAGAGAGCAUGAUCAACUUUUUGGUCAAAGACCGCCGGCCAUCCAAAGAUGUUGGCAUUGCCAUCAUGGGACUCUACUGA
Messenger RNA from Notechis scutatus (mainland tiger snake), 336 nucleotides. NCBI's taxonomy places the organism in Eukaryota, Metazoa, Chordata, Lepidosauria, Squamata, Elapidae. The record is from RefSeq and is a predicted model, not a curated record.